Ilex paraguariensis (yerba mate) is the source of this 254-nucleotide messenger RNA. Lineage: Eukaryota; Viridiplantae; Streptophyta; Magnoliopsida; Aquifoliales; Aquifoliaceae. The record is from the annotation of a GenBank genome assembly.
CGGUGUUUAGGUGUGUUAGUGUUGGAAUUGAGUUAGAAGAUCAUGGAAAGCAAAUGGAAGAAGAGGAUUGGAAUCCGGAGACGAAAAGCAAACAUAAAAGAGCUGCUAGAACUGGUACAACAAGAACCGGUUUUUUAGAGUCCAGAGAGCUUAGAACUAAUUCUACCAUGCUAGUACUAGUUUUACGAUGUCCGGGGAGCUUGGAACUGGUUCUAACGUGUUGGUACUGGUUCUACCACCAGCAGAAAGCUUAG